AUGUCCGACGAACAGAAGGCGCCGCUCGCCAUCGAGAACACCGCCGCCAACCCCGACAAGGCAGCCAACGUACUCGAAGUCGAUGGCCAGGCCAUCAAGUUGGACUCUAUGGGUCCGAUGAUCGUGAAUGCAGACGGAACGGGAAGAGAGCGAAGCUCACCGCAGACCAUCUCUCGAAUCACCAACUGGCAAGAACUCUCUGAUAUUGAGAAGGAGAGGACUGUACGCCUACUUGUUAAGAAGCGCAAUCUUGUGCGCAUGAAGAAGCUCGAGGCGGACGCUCCGGAGGGUGAGGAGAGGGUCACCGCUCUCCAGAGCUAG
This is a messenger RNA of Trichosporon asahii var. asahii CBS 2479, 321 nucleotides long. RefSeq lists its product as uncharacterized. The record is from RefSeq and is a predicted model, not a curated record. The transcript has 2 exons. Bases 1 to 321 code for a protein of 106 amino acids. Lineage: Eukaryota; Fungi; Basidiomycota; Tremellomycetes; Trichosporonales; Trichosporonaceae.